UGUAAGGUGUGAUAACACAAAAAAACAUGUUAAUAAAAAACAAAUCAUUGUUAAAAAUUAUUUAUUAUGUAAACUACUCUCUUUGUAAAUAUUAAAUAAUACUAAAGAUUAUAAUAAUAAUAAACUUAAUCUGUUGUUUCUUUGUUUUACAGAGAAACCAGUGGUUAUUAUUAUUAUUAGAUAAUAUUAUUGUUAAAGAUAAUAACCCCAUUAUAAAACAACAGAAUUUGUUUAUAAUGUCCAAAUUUCAAUUUGAAUUUAUGGUGGUUACUUCACCUAAAGAUCCUAAAACAAAUGUAAUAGCCUUAACCUCGAUUUGUACAGAGGAUGGUAAAAAAUAUAUAUUGCCAGAUGAAUUUAGAUACAUGGGAGAUCAUGUAGAAUUGAGAAAAACAAACAACUAUACAAAAUUAGUCAAUUCUUUAAAGAAAAGAAACCAAAUAAGAAAAGUGUGGAUUACGAUGACAAAGGAAUUAAAGGAGACAUACAUUGACGAAGAUGGAAAUUUACAGUUUAAAGACCAAUAUUUAGAAGAAAUAGAUGAAGAGAACACAAACUUAACACAAGAUCAUAAUCUAAAAGAAAUAUUAGAAAAACUCAUAGAAACGACAAAAUAUAAAGAUAAAGAAAAAAAUUUAAAACAAAUAUCAGAAAAACUUUUAAUAGAAAAAUUUUCAAGCAAAACUUCUAAUUCUACACAAUGGAUGGAAAGCUUUGAAAAAGAGUGCUCUAGAUUUGAAAUUGACAAAAAUGAAGAUAAAAUUGAAUUAUUAAAAUUAUUUUUGGAUAAACCAAGUUUAAAUUGGUACUCUUCUACACUCAUAAGACUAACAGUAAAUGCAGGUUGGUCAGAAUGGAAAAAUAGAUUUUUAGCAUGCUCCACAAAAUAAUCAAGAGCUAAUAAAAAUUCUCAUAAGAAUUUUCACAGUGGGAGGGGGAGAUGUAAAGAAAAUAUUUUCUAUCUCUAUAAUAUGAUAAGAAAGUGUAAGGUGUGAUAACACAAAAAAACAUGUUAAUAAAAAACAAAUCAUUGUUAAAAAUUAUUUAUUAUGUAAACUACUCUCUUUGUAAAUAUUAAAUAAUACUAAAGAUUAUAAUAAUAAUAAACUUAAUCUGUUGUUUCUUUGUUUUACAGGU
Daktulosphaira vitifoliae (grape phylloxera) is the source of this 1137-nucleotide messenger RNA. RefSeq lists its product as uncharacterized. Bases 237 to 890 code for a protein of 217 amino acids. Lineage: Eukaryota; Metazoa; Arthropoda; Insecta; Hemiptera; Phylloxeridae. The transcript is spliced from 2 exons. The record is from RefSeq and is a predicted model, not a curated record.